Cryptomeria japonica (Japanese cedar) is the source of this 1792-nucleotide messenger RNA. RefSeq lists its product as uncharacterized. The record is from RefSeq and is a predicted model, not a curated record. The transcript is spliced from 2 exons. The coding region runs from base 1070 to 1369 and encodes 99 amino acids. Lineage: Eukaryota; Viridiplantae; Streptophyta; Pinopsida; Cupressales; Cupressaceae.
AAAUAAAAUAAAAUUUAAAUGUUUGUAUUAUUAUUUAAAAAAUAAUAAUACUACAAAUAUAAAAAAAAAAGGGUGAGUGGAAGUUCUUAAAAUUCAAAUAAAGAAAAAAUAAAAAGAAGUCAUAAUUUGACACACUAUAGAAAACUCUUUCUAUUUAUCAAACACAAAGAUACUAAGCAGUAAAAGUUAUAAUAUGAGGAAGUGGAGUAAAGAAAAAAUAAAAAGAAGUCAUAAUUUGACACACUAUAGAAAACUCUUUCUAUUUAUCAAACACAAAGAUACUAAGCAGUAAAAGUUAUAAUAUGAGGAAGUGGAGUAAGGUACCUAUCAUCUAAUUUUCUCUAUAUGCCAAUGAGGCUAAGAACAAUUAGAAUUGACUUUGAGCCAAAAUCACACUCUCUUCUUUUUCCUCUGCAUAUGAUUAAGUAUCACAAUGUGUGAAAUAAUAAAAAAAUCAAUUAAAUAUCACACCCUCUUUUUUACUUGUUCAUGUAAUGUGACCAGUGGCGCUGGCCUUGCGAGCACAGUGGCCCAGCAAAGAUUUGAACCUUGGUGGUCGCUUCACCAACGAAAUGUUUUAACUGCGACACUACAUGUCCGAAGACAAAUAUCACAAAUAAGUUAUUUGAAAUAAUAAUUUUUAUUUUUUAUUUUAAAUUGACUUUCUUAACGUCAUUUAUCAAAUAAUUGAGAUUGAGAGUAUAUAGGGUCAAAUGUCUAUCAGCAACGCUGGAUAGACAUUGUCACGCUGGAUAGACGUUGCCUAGGGAAAAAUUGUCGUCCAAACAAAUGAAUUAUUGUCCUCGUAUUUGGCCACCUAAGAGUCUUCUGAUGUCGAUUGUGCAUUAAAUACAAUCAAAAUGAUUAGACGGGCUAUGAAUAAUUGAAGAAUCCCGAUUCCCAUAGGUUUCUCUGCCAAACAAGCAGCUGUCGUUCCCCAUAACUGGUUUUCCAUUGUACCCACGGGCUGUCCUGUAAACCAUCAUCUUAUAUAUACAUAAGCAAAAGUUCAAAGCCUUAGAUUUCAAAGUAAUGGAGAAAAUUGAACAAAGCCUUAGAUUUCAAAGUAAUGGAGAAAAUUGAACAAGUAUCGGAAGAUAAAGUGAUGAAUGUUGUAGUUGCGGUAGAUGCGAGCCAAGAGAGUAUGCGUGCCUGUGAAUGGGCUUGCAAGAAUCUGUUGCCCACUCAUACAAAUUUUCAACACUGCUAUAAAUUCGUGCUGCUUCAUGUUCAGCCCCCUGUUUCUGUUACUUGUGGCCCUGCAUACAUUUUGAGCAGCGAGGUGUUUUACCUCGUUGAAUGUGAAGAACUGAGGACUACCACAAGAUAUUCAAGCAAGCUCUGGAUAUCUGCAAUCGUUAUAAUGUGAGGGAAGAAACCCAUGUUGUGAUUGGGGAGUCGAUCAGGUAAUAUAUUCUUUAUAUAAUGGGGUUGCAAGCUAAGUGGGUUUAACUUUGGAGGGAAUUCCGUGGUUAAGCGCGUUUGAGUAGUAUUGGGAUGGGUGACCUCCCCGGAAGUCCCAAUGCUUCACCCCUGUGCAAUGAGUGCUAAGUGGACCAUUCGUUCUCAAGAUGGGUUCUUGUGAACCACUACUCAUGAAAUAUGGGUCAAUGAGUUUGACUCAAAAACUACACAGUUGAACCCUGAUAGCAAUAUCAUAAUUUGACUUGCUGUAAAAAAAAUACUUCCUACAUAUCAAUACUCCCUAUAUCAUUGUCUAGAAAAAAGAGGUCAUUUCAAUACCCAUUCAAGAUAUUUUGCAGAUAAGCUGACCAUUGAUUUUUUUGAUGGA